AAAAACGACCGUAGUAGCCAUAUUUGAAUGUGUCCACUCGGCUGUAACCAGGCAGCAGCCGCCUUUAAGGAAGCUUGUCCGCCCGCCAGUUGGAGGAGGACUCAACGCCGACAGACUUGGCCGGUGGGUGAGCUGAAAGACGGCCACUGAAAUCUCACCACCACGGCGUUCCGCACCGGAGCAGCUGGCUUCUUACUUUGCUUCGUUUGCAAGAUUGAACAAUGUGACCGCCGGAGGAGGAGUCAGCUCUCCGAUGGUCCACAAACUCACCUUACUUCACUAGAAUGUACUUGAUGAACGCACCGACUGUCGCAGCGCCUCACACAGAAUGGAGAGCAUGCGGUCCACCUGGGGGCUUUAGCCUUCCCAUCUGCUUCAAUGACUCGGACGCCGAGUUAUCCAGCAGAGGUUCUAUCUCAAACAAGGUCCAGAUGAUCAUUGAGAGCCUGAGGAGCACUCAGUCCUCACUGGAGAUGGGCGACGAGACGGAGGAAAAUCAUGACGAUCCUGCCCAGGCCUGUAAGGCUGCCGUGGGUUCUUUUGCGGCAUCCAAGUCCAAAAGUCAUACGACUGGUGUUCCAUCCCCGAUCCGGGACAGUGACAAGAGCAGUGACGCUGACAGUGAUGAUUCUGUGGACAAAGGAAUAGAGGAGGCAAUAUUGGAAUACCUGAAGGAAAAGGAUGGCCACAAAUGUACGAUGGAACCCUGCAGCGCUCUUGCUCAGUCGCCCAGACAGACACAAACUAUUCCCCACGUUGUCAAAAUAAAGCCUGAAAGCGACGCCUUUUCCAUCAUGAGCAGCCACUUUUCCAAAAGCGUCACCCAAGCCGCCCCAGCAGGCGUCCCCUUGAAGAAGUACAUCAAACACAAGGUAAUGCUUCGAGAUCGGGCAUCAAGUACCGUUAACAGUCUUGCCUGCAAAGUGAAAGUGGAGAAUCUUUCCGACGACACCAGCAGCAGCAGCAGCGACGACGGCAUCGAGGAGGCCAUUCAGAGGUACCAGCUGGAGAGAAUGGAGCAGCAGAUGAGGGGCGAGGCCUUCAAACCGCUUGUGGAAGAUUCUGAUUCUUCAAGCGAUGACGGCAUUGAGGAGGCGAUUCGCAGCUACCAGCUGGAGCAGCUCAAGGAAAAGACGUCCUUUCCUGAAAGGAAGACGACAACAAACACCGAAAACGCAAACAAGCACAAACUUCAAAAGAAAAAGAAACGAACGGAGAAGGUGGGGAAGUCCGUAGAACUAUCGUCUUCAACUCUCUUCAAGAGCUCGCUUGAUGUCGGCCAGAGAAGCAAAAUCAACGCUUCGCUGUCAUUUGGAGUUGAUGGCUUUAAAGACCAACCUACACCGCCGCCCCCAAAAGCCAAUACCACCGCCGAGCUCAUGUGUGCCGAAGCCAUCCUAGACAUCUCCAAAACGGUCAUGCCCGCCGUCUUUGCGUCCCAUCACUGCAUUGGCCCGAGUGACUGCGCCCCCACCGGAUCCUCCCAUGCGACUCCAGCAAAUGAAAGCAACGACAGCUCCAUUGACAGCGAAGACGGCAUCGAGCAGGAAAUCAUGAAAUUUCUCGAGCAGAAGGCGCAGUUGGUCAAACAGUCACCAGGGUGCGCUGCGCCUCGGGACGAACCGGAUACGGUGGCUGAAAAACACAAAGUGGUGCAAAAUAAACCUCCCAGACUGUCCUUGACGCAGAGGCGUAAACUCAAGGAAGAAAACAACAGCAUCGCUGCCAUGACGGUGGUGGAGAACAACGCUGAUCAAGAUGCGUCUGCUAAAUCUUCAGAAGUCCGUAUGGAGGAGUUAAGCCCGCUGCUUUUCUCCCAGAGAAGUCAAUCCCAACUGUUGGACAAGCAAACUGGAGACAAGAGCAGCUCACUGGACAGCGACGAAGAUCUCGACACUGCCAUAAAAGACCUCCUCAACACGAAGAAGACCAAGAGGAAGACCAAGUCGGAGCGCAAUGCACUGAAGCGGCCGAAGGAAGAGGAACAGCCACGAGUCCCACUUAUGAAAAAGGCCAAACGCGAUCCUCCAUCCAAGGCUGGUGUUUUGAAAAAGGCUGCCAAGAGGAAGAACAACGCAAAGGACAAGCCUGGAUUGGUGAAAAAGACGGAAGCUAACCACACCAGUAAGGGUCCCGUGGACACCGCAAGGGACAAAGACGCUCGUCACAUAAAGGAGGACAGCAGCUCAGUGGACAGCGAUGACAGCAUCGAGCAGGAGAUCAGAAAGUUCCUCGCCGAGAGGGCGGAGAAGGUCUCAGAGAGGACAAAAGAUGAGAUCUUGAGGAAUGGUGCCGCCUCACUCGGACUCGACAACAUUAAACAGGAAAAUCAGCUGGCUGAAAUUCCUCAAAAAAGUCUUUUGGGACACAAUCUUCCGAGUGGUCCUUUGAUUAAAGCACAUCAAGACAAACCUGCGCCUCAGACACCGGACAACUCCGUGGUUGGUACACAAUCACGAACUCUGGAGGCGGCGGACAGGGAAGGGUCGGCUACACCCGAACCGAAGCCGCCAAUGGACCAUGUGUCCACCCAACAAACAGAGAGAGUCCAGAAUCUUUCCGGAGCCAGCAUGGAUCGCUCUUAUGCCGAGUCAGUGAAGUGGCGCCAGAGUUUUGGACUCCCCAUCAUUGACCCCAAGAAUUUCAAUCGAACUCCGUUUUAUAUCAGCCUACCCAAACAGAAGGAGAGUCCAUCUGCGGCUUGUACUCAACAAGGGAAAGGCACUGACUUCCAACCUUCCACCCCAGCCCCUCUUUGGUCCCCUGCAAGAACCACCAGACCCCCUUUGUCCUGGUCUACGGACACAACCGCCAAGACUCCCAUUUCAAGCCCCGUCUUGAGCUUCUUUUCCACCGCCAGGCAGAACCAAGGCGCCUUCCCGCCGAGCGGCCGUUCGCACGGGCUGACGGGAGAGGCGACGGCGAGCACGGUGCACGUUCCCCGAGACAAGAGCGUCUUCGUGGAGCUGGAGUCCGGUAGGACCAACCAUGUCCAGGUCCAAAGCAGGCAGAGCGGGGAGGGAAAGGCCAGAGCAGACGGGAGGAAGAGUGAGGAUAAGAGCAGGAAGAUAGACGAGAAAGGAGCAGAGGAGGAGUUUAUAGAUGAGUCAGAGAGUGAAAGUCCAGAGAAGAAGCAGAGCACUUUGUCCUUAUCCAGCACCAUCGACCCCGGCAUGGUCUUCAGGCCUUGCAUCGCUCUUUCCACAGAGGAACGCUGCAUGAUGUUCAGGUGGAGACAUCAGGCUGAAACCAGGAGCACGGAGGCGAAGCCCCGCGUCAAAAGGAAGCUGGAGUUUGUUCCUGUGCACAGGUAUUAGCGGGUGCGUCUUCAUCAUGCAUGUUUUGCACUGAAAUGCUGUUCGAGUUUGAAUUCUAUUCAGUUCAAAGUGGGAUGUGAUGACUCCUGUUGGAUUUAAAUGCAAGACAAAAAAAGGGGGUCCACGUGUUAUUGGUAAUUUGUUCACUUCAUUCAGCAAGAGAGCAGGCAGUGUUUGUUUACGCUCAGGAGAAGGGAGCCUUUUGUCUUCAUUUUGCCAGCCUUCAAUGAUAAAGUGGUCUUUACUUCUGUUGUGAAGUUGCCUCGCUGUCGCCAUUUGUCUUCACUUUCUUUUGUCAGCGCCCAGUAUCUGUUUGUGGUUUCUUUAUGUGACCUUCAACUGUUGAUGUUUUUGG
This is a messenger RNA of Doryrhamphus excisus (bluestripe pipefish), 3672 nucleotides long. RefSeq names its product protein phosphatase 1, regulatory subunit 26 (gene ppp1r26). Gene Ontology annotation, molecular function: protein phosphatase inhibitor activity. NCBI's taxonomy places the organism in Eukaryota, Metazoa, Chordata, Actinopteri, Syngnathiformes, Syngnathidae. Gene Ontology annotation, biological process: negative regulation of phosphatase activity. The record is from RefSeq and is a predicted model, not a curated record.